UUGAAGUUCGCGCCUCUGCACCUGGACACACAGUUACCAAGAUCUCGACUCACACAUCUUUGUUCCUGCACUGAGAUUUUGGCCCCUGACAUAUCUAUUCCAGUCGGGCUGUGCAAGGCUGUAAGGAACCACCAAACUCUUGCUUCCAAUUUGAGUUCUAGCAUCAUGUCGAGCCUCAAACACAUCAUGGAUGUCGACGUAGAGCCGCUCGAGUCCCAGGCCUAUAGAAGGAGGGAAGCCGCUCAGCAAGCCUCCCAUCCCACCAUCGCUCAGACCUCCGAGUCACCCUCCCCGCCCAUUGACGAUAGCAGCAAAGGCAAGACUCCUAUCAAGAGGCGCAAGUCAAACAGAGUCUCCAAGCCAGCAGGUCAAUCGUCCGCCGCGCGACAGAACAUUGCUCGGCGACGGAGUAGCGCUGGUGGAGAGACAAUGGACUUCACCUCGGGGUACCAAGCUGGAGGCUCUAAUCAGGCGAGCAUGUCUGGAAGUCCUCAGCAGUCUCCAAGAGGCUCAGAGCCUGUGGCAGAUCUGCCUGUCAAAUAUACGCCAGUCACCGGACGUCUAAGUAGAGCGAAGAAGGGAGUUCCGGUUCACACCUGUGAUAUAUGCAGACCGGUAAAGACGUUCACGAGAGCAGAGCAUUUGAGACGCCACCAAUUGAGCCAUCAGAAACCAGCAUAUCCAUGCACGUUUGAAGACUGCGAAAGGGCUUUCCAUCGGCCGGAUCUGCUAGCUAGACAUCUGCACAGACAUGAAACCCAAGGAGAAAAAGCCUACAAAGCUGGAGAUCCAAGAAGUCGAGCAUCUUCAAGUGCAUCGGAGAGCAGGACACCUUCCCUCAAAGUCGAGCCACCUUCACUUGGGCCUUCUGGAGCUGGGACACAAGCACCGCCUGAGGAAUCAAUGACACCACGAACCAGUGGGAGCGACGGAAGCAAUUUGACAGCUUCCAGCUACAAUACCAUUACAGGCAGCUUUCAGGCCAUCAAUUUCCAGGGGUCCGCUGGUCACAAGAGAACUGCCGGCCAAGCUCAAUUGCCAGAUGCGGAUUCAUAUCCAGUGUCUUCACCUGGGGUAGGACCAUCGAACAGACAACCAGGUGGCUUCGGCAACCAAAUGUCAAACCAGAACACUUUUGGGGCCUCAGGAUUGGACGAGCCAUACGUUGAAGGAGGGAUGAACUACACCACUACUCCCCAACUACCACUGCUGAGGAUACCAGAAGAUAGCUGGUAUCCAGGACUCUCCUACAGUAACUCACCCUGGUGCUCUUCAGCAUCAAGCAGUACCUAUUCUACGCAAUCUGACGGCUCUCAUACUGGUCCACAGUUGUCUUAUACCAGGGGUCGAUCCCUCUCGGCUGCGACCCUACCGGAUUGGCCAGCCCCAGCUGCCGCGCCAUACUGGACUCACGGGAUGACCAGCACUCCUCAGGAUAUCAGGAGUCCUGGAGGCUUUGUCGACUCCUUGCUUGACACAUAUGAAACACCCUUCUCGUCGCCAAGAAUCUCUACACCUGUCUCCCGAGCACAUCUCUUGAACAUCCCUACCUCAGUAGACGGAUUUUAUAAUAUGGAACCAUCAUCAGUGGGUACUCCAACCCUUCCGACAUUUAGCAAGCCUUUGGCUCAACAUUUUCCAGCAUCUAUUACACCAAGAUAUUCCAACAACUCCGGAUUGGAGAUCCUUAGAGGAAAGAAGGAAUUGGUGGAGCCCCAACAAUUGACUUCAUUCGCUUUAAAUGCUACACCAACUUUCCAACCACAGCCUUCGUUUGACGAGUAUUUAAACACGUAUUGGCAAUGUUUUCACCAAUCCUUCCCCAUAAUUCACCAACCUACCUUCGACUCAACCCAAAGCAAUCUACUUACCUCUGCUAUGGCCGCAAUUGGCACGCAGUAUCAUGAUUCACCCGAAGCACGCGCCAAAGGAGCCGAGUUGAACGAGUUCUGUAAGAAAGGCAUUGAGCUAUGCCCAUCUUGGGAUCUUCAUACCAUGCAGGCAAUCCUGCUGACCGAGAUCUUCACUCGGUUCCGGGGACGAAAGACAACUGUUCGAAUAUCGCGACCCUUUGAAGCACUCUAUGUCAGGUUAUUGAGCGAGACAGACCAGGGCCCAAUAUCAAUGCCAAGUCAGAGCCCAGCAGUUGCAUCAUCUGCUGAAGCUCUUCUUGGUCGAUUUGGACCUCAGCUUGAUACUCGCGUCCCUCCUGCGCCACGCCCUGAUGAUACUAGUGAUUGGUACCAAUGGCUCGAAAAUGAAUCACGGCAACGUCUCCUUAGUGCUUGCUUCAUGUUUGAUGUUCAUCAAUUCAUGUUUCAUCAACAAUCUCGCUCUCGCGCCAGCCGUGAGAAUAUCAGGUCUCUGAUCUGUCUCCCUUGCCCAGAUAGCCUCUGGAACGCCACUACUCCAACAGAAGAAUGGCAAACCCAGCGAUCUGAGUAUAUACCUCAACCGCUUCACCUAAUCGAACAAGAACUUUCGUCUCAACCAAUUGCCGAUACAACUCCAUUCACUCAAUCUCUCAUAAUAUGCUGGUUCGCGGCAAAACUACCUAAUAGAGAGGAUCCUCGCUAUCCAAACAACUUCGUCCCCGGGUCCAUUCAUCCCGAUCUACAAACCUUCAUGAACAUAUUUCCGACAUCGCCACAUACACUCACAUAUCUUGCGCUUUAUAAUACACCACUGUACAGUCUCCUAGCCGUUGCAGGUGACACCUGGGUCUUCGCUCAAAAAAUCACCCCUCCUUCCGAGUUUCACGACGCACAGUACCGCUUGAAAACAUGGGCCACCUCUUUCGCUGCCGCACAAGCCACCCAUCACGCCUGCCAAGUUCUUUCCCAAGUCCUCUCUCAACCUGUCACGCUUUCGUCAGAUGGUCGUAUCAAAAGCACGCUCUCCAUUUCCGACUACUGGUCCUUGUACGUCUGCGCCUUGAUCUGCUGGGCGUACGGUCACAAGUACCAGAACCUGGGCACCGCAGCACUUUCUCGCAGCAGCUCAGACGGCGACGUCUCAAACAUGAACGUGGACAUGAUCUCACUCUCCGACGAAACAAGACUCAAGGCGCUCAAUUACACCAACGCCAUUCUCGAUAUGAGUGUCGAGGACUUGUGGACCAAUAAAAGCAUCGCCAACACAAAAGGCGAUACUUGCGGUGUCAUCGACGCUGUCCGCCAUCGUCUCGAGAUCGAGAGCGUGGGCAACAAAUCUGGUCAUCUUGUCGAUGCUAUCGUGGUACUUGGCAAGAUCAAGAAAGGGGUUCGUGGGAAAUGGUUUUGAUCUCUUUCCCUCCUACGUUUUCUAUUUGUAACACUUCUUGGGCGGCAUUCUGGUGUUCUCUUCUCAUUUCUAGGUGUUUUUCUUUCUGUUUUUGGUUUUCCUUUUCUUAUCUUGGGAUAGAGAGAUGGGCUUUUCUUACGAGGUUAUGAGACGGAUGAAACAAAAAGAAAGAGUU
Messenger RNA from Mollisia scopiformis, 3457 nucleotides. RefSeq lists its product as uncharacterized. The coding region runs from base 166 to 3282 and encodes 1038 amino acids. The record is from RefSeq and is a predicted model, not a curated record. Lineage: Eukaryota; Fungi; Ascomycota; Leotiomycetes; Helotiales; Mollisiaceae. The transcript has 6 exons. Gene Ontology annotation, molecular function: zinc ion binding; RNA polymerase II cis-regulatory region sequence-specific DNA binding; DNA-binding transcription factor activity, RNA polymerase II-specific. Gene Ontology annotation, biological process: regulation of transcription by RNA polymerase II; DNA-templated transcription. Gene Ontology annotation, cellular component: chromatin.